UCCAGUUCUGUGAGCAUGCGCACUCGGUGUAAACAGGAAGAACCGAGUGGAAACCAGGGCACAUCUACAAUCAAGAGAAGAAAAUGAUCGGACAAAUACGAACGCAAACCUUGUUUUACAUUAUAUAUAAACCAACAUAUGCCACUUAAUGAUAAUCUCGAUUAUAAUUUGUAGAAGCAAUCGCUAACUUUUCGAUAAUUUUGAAAGGCGUGUUGUUCCGUACCUUAGCUAACGUUAAACGCCAGACAGACAGCAGCACGAUUUAUUUCCUGCAGGUAAUGCUCAGCGAGUCUGUGUGCUAAACUACAGACAAACAAAUAACUCGGUGCUCUUAAGUGUUGGGAAUUCGGUGCCUUACACCGAGGCAAAUCUCUAUAACAAUGGUUCAAAAAGAUAAGAUGCUGGAGACGCCUCAAGUUGACGGUGAGCCUAGCCCCAGCCCAGUCUCCGGAGAGGCUUGUGCAGAGGCCCCUGUCCCGGUGGAAGAGUCCGGCAUAGGAGUCGAACCGACGGGCCAAAGAAAAUUCAUCUGCGGAGUCGUGGAAGGCUUCUACGGUCGACCAUGGACAAUGGAACAGAGGAAAGAGUUGUUCAGAAGGCAGCAGAAAUGGGGACUGAACACAUACCUUUAUGCUCCCAAAGAUGAUUACAAACACAGAAUGUUCUGGAGAGAGAUGUACUCAGUGGAAGAAGCAGAACAACUCAUGACUUUAAUUGGUGCUGCUAAGGAGCAUGGGAUAGAGUUCAUCUAUGCCAUUUCCCCCGGGCUGGAUAUCACCUUCUCCAAUCAGAAGGAGGUUACUGCGUUAAAGAGGAAACUCGAUCAGGUUACUCACUUCGGCUGCAAGUCCUUUGCCUUACUUUUUGACGACAUUGACCACAACAUGUGCCCUGCUGACAAAGAGGUGUUCAGCUCAUUUGCACACGCUCAGGUUUCCAUUACAAAUGAAAUCUACCAGUACCUGGGAGAGCCCGAAUCUUUUCUUUUCUGCCCCACAGAGUACUGUGGAACAUUCUGCUACCCAAAUGUCCAUCAGUCCCCAUACCUCCACACAGUAGGAGAGAAGCUACUCCCUGGCAUUGAAGUGCUAUGGACAGGCCCCAAGGUGGUGUCCAAAGAUAUCACAGUGGAGUCAAUCGAGGAGGUGUCAAAGAUCCUAGGAAGAGCCCCUGUGAUCUGGGACAACAUUCACGCAAAUGAUUAUGACCAGAAGAGGCUUUUCUUGGGGCCGUACAAGGGCCGCUCCACAGAGCUCAUCCCCAGACUAAAGGGAGUCCUCACGAACCCUAACUGCGAGUUUGAGUCCAACUUUGUUCCGAUCCACACUCUGGCCACCUGGUACAAGUCUAAUAUGAACGGGGUGCGCAAGGAUGUGGUGAUGACGGAUGGCGAGGACAGCACAGUGUCCAUCCAGAUCAAGUUGGAGAAUGAAGGCAGUGAUGAAGAACUGGAGACAGACAUGCUCUACAGCCCACAGCUUGCUCUCAAACUGGCUCUCACAGAAUGGCUAGGGGACUUUGUUGUGCCUCAUCAAUACAACAGCCGACAGGUGCCUCAGAGUGGAGCCAAAAGCACCGCCAUCGACGUGACAUCCAUGGCUGCUCCCUCGCUCUGCUCUUCCACAACAGUCACGACUGUGUUCCAGCAACCCAUCAUGUCUCCAGCCAUGCCGCCACUCUGUCUGGAUCCACUGUCACACCCCUUGGCAAAAAGACCUCAGGAAAUAGAGGAGGUGGAGGUGGAGAAGAAGGAUUCAGACGAGGAGCCCAUGGAGAUGGUGGUUGAGAAGCUAGAUGAGCUUGAGCAGGAAGUACAAACCGACCCAGAGGAGAAGCAGGUCGGUCCCAUCUUAGCCGAGGACCUGAAACCCAUGGAUACAGACAAGGAGAGUCUGACGGAGUCGAAGUCCCCUGAAGGGUCCAUCCAGGAGGACCUUGGGAGUGAUAUCGCCCCUAUGCAGACAGAUGAUCUGCUCAAACAAGUUCCUCAAGAAUUUGAGUUGUUUUUGCCCGGGCCCGACGAGAAGCCCCUGUUCAGCGCGGAGCCCCUCACACUCGACGACCUUAGCCUGCUGGCAGAGCUCUUCUACCUGCCUUACGAACACGGACCCAAAGCCGUGCAGAUGCUGAAGGAGUUCAACUGGCUGAGAGCCAACAGCAGCGUCGUCAGCGUCAACUGCAAGAGAAAGGAAACGGAAAAGGUCGCAGAAUGGCAAUCAAGGGCCGAGAAGUUUGAGGACAUGUGCUGCUCAGUCAUCCAUAUGUUCACACGGCUGUCCAAUUCAGCAAACCACACCAUCCUAUACGACCUCUACCCGUACAUCUGGGACAUCAAGAGCAUCAUUUCUAUGGUCAAGUCUUUUGUCCAGUGGCUAGAUGGAAGAAUCCACAGUACAAGUUUCUACUGCUAUUGGAUCGACAGUGGCAGAUGGUGUCGUAGUCAGUCCUCAGCACAGUUCCUUAGAGGAGACCAAGAACCCUGGGCCUUUAGGGGAGGUCUAGCAGGAGAGUUCCAGAGAUUGUUGCCAAUAGAAGCGGCAAACGAUCUUUUUUACCAACCUCCACCUUCAAUGCCAACCUCCAAAACCUAUACUAUAAGGCCAUACUUUCCCAAGGAUGAGACUGCGAUUUAUAAAAUCUGUAAAGAAAUGUACUCUGAAGGAAUGGCAGAUGAACCGGUCUCUGAGGAGGAUCCUGACCUCAUAGGAGACAGGUUAGUAGGAGGUCUCCUGUCAUUGAGCUCUGACUACGGGUUUGUGUUGGAGGAUGAUGAAGGGAUCUGCGGAUAUGCUCUUGGCACUGUGGACGUCCAGCCCUUUGUGAAAAAUUGCAAGAUGAGCUGGAUUCCAUUCAUGCAGGAGAAAUACCUCAAACCUGACUGUCAGAAGGACCUCUCAGAGGCAGAGAAAAUGAUGCUGAGUUUCCAUGAAGAAGAAGAGGGUCUUCCAGACUCUUUCCUCUCCAACUUCCCCUCCCUCAUCAAGGUUGACAUUCAUGCCAAGGUCACUGACCCCAGUGUGGCAAAAAGCAUGAUGGGAUGUCUUCUAUCUUCUCUUAAGGCCAAUGGGUCUCUUGGUGCGUUCUGUCAGGUCCGGCAGACUGAUAAGAGAAUGUUGGACUUCUACGGUAAGCUGGGAUGCUUUGAAGUGGCCAAAAUGGAGGGCUUUCCCAAAGACGUCAUCAUUAUGGGACGCAGUCUAUGAAGAAAUGUCCUGCUGAAGUAACAGACUGACAGAGAGGCAGCAAGACUACGUGGCUCAUGCUACCUUCAUGAGAAAAAAAACUUCCAUGAUGAUUUUAUACUUCAUUACCAUUUGGGCAAGCCCUCAUAAAACCUCUUUUUAGGAUUUGUGUACAGAAGCACACCGGUGACACACACAGAUUCCUUGCGCUGCCCUUAAAUGUUACGGCUCUGGUUGAUCAGCUGAUCCGAAGCUAGGCAGAGGAGCUAUCUGUAAUCAGUUGAUUUGAGCCAACAUGGAAGAGUGGCACUCCAGCAAUGAUUGCGGAGUCCCACUUCUCAUAUACCUGCAGGAGGCAGGAAGUGAAAUAACAUAACAUAAGCCUUUUUCUAAUUUAAUCCAAGUAAUCACUACAUGGAUAUUGCCCGCAUUCCCUAAUGCAAAGUGUCUGUAUCUAAAACGGAGGCAGCGUUGUGAAAUGAGGGCGGCCUAUAUCUCAGGUAGUGUCUUACUAUCCCUGCACCGUUUUCCCAGCUUUAAAACAGUAAAGUAACACAGCCGUCAACAUAUGUAGGACACCUUUGCACAGGAUGUGGAGUGUUGUGCAAGAGGUUGCCUUUCAUCAUCACAUCAUGGUAUUUCCAGUUGCUCCACAAUGGAUUUGGAGAAAGAUGCCUUUCAAGUCGUUUGUUUCUAUCAAAAUGAUGGGAAAUGCUAAAUCUGCACACGCAAUAGGUGGGAAAUUGUAAAAUAGUUGGGGUUUAUCGACAGACCCUUCAUGAAAGAUUAUCCCAGACCAGCAAGAGGAGGUAUAUUUGUUGAGGUUGUUAAAGACUCAACCAGGAGUUCCUCUGAAUUCUCUUCAGUGCUGAAAGACAUGGGGAAAGCAAAACAAGAGCUUUCACAGAUUUACAAACUUCAGCCUAAUAAUGUUCAGCACUUAGCUUGUGGCCAUUUUGUUAUAUAAUUCUUUUUGCAUAUUUCCCUUUAAGCUAUUGCCUUUUGGUUCAUUGCCUUUGGAUUUUAGGUUAAUAUCGCAGAAACCAGUGUCUUCUGUUUUAGGCUCUCUAACAUGUAUCAGAUAUAGUAGGGUGAUUUUAGGACAUUGGUAUUGCUCAAAUUCCAGAAAUGUUUACUGUCACUGACAGUCUCAUGUCUCAGAGAUAGUCCUGUUUCAUCAAGUUAUAUCAAAUUCACUGAAGUUAAGUACUUACGUUUGAUGAGAAUUUACUCAACAUUUGUUGAUCGCAGCACCCUGUUGGACCAAAAUUGUAAUAUUCUGAUUCUGAUAUCAACAACAACAAACACACAGUUUAACUGGCACCUAACCCUAACCCUGCAUUGAAAUAAAUUAGUUAAAAUAAGAUCCUAUAGACUUGAAGGUGUUUACCCUCCCACUGUUGUGAAGCUACUCAGUUUUAUUUUUUUAACCACUCAUUUCAAAACUGACUCAAAAGCACUCCUGAAUAGGUUCAAGAGAUAUGCUGUAAAAUUAUCUUUAAUAAUAGACAAUAAUGAAUUUACAGCUUCCAUCCCUCCCCGCUUUGUUUUUUACCCUGCAUACUCCAAAAUGAAUGUCUUAGUGAGCAGUAUGCUGUCACCAAAGCGGCACUGAUUCUCACACUAUUGAGCUUUGGAAUUUGGGAGUCGACGCAGAAAUUCCUAGGCCUUCUUCCUAUCCCUUAAAUGAAUGUUUUAUAUUCUGACUCAUUUCCCAUUUGUUUUUGUAAAUCUUGUGUAGUUUAAAAUAAAAUAAAAAAGCACUUGGAAUAUAGAUAGGGGUGUUCUGUUGGUUUCACAAGGAUCUUCAGUUGCUCUUCAGUAGCUGCCUGCCAAUGUGAUGUUUUGAUACUGCGUACAUUUAUAAUGUGCAUGAGGUGUAUUUGGAUUUGCCGUGGCGGUCAUUAGAAUAACCUCAUGUUGUGCUUCAUGGAGGAAGAAGCAUGCCACUCCCCUCUAUGAGCAUGACACUGUAGUCCGUAGACAGUCUGUAAACACUGUCAAUCAUAAAGUGUUAUUCUUUUGUAUAGCGUUAUUGAAAUGGUGGCUCACUUUCUGUUGUCCUUUAAGGAAACCAAAGUGCUGGCCUUGUUCCAUCGCCCUGUCCUGUACAGCCAUCAGAUGUGACACUCACCAACGGGUCUGCUCUUUGUCUUCUGAAACAGCAGCAGAAUUUCCCCUCUUCUUUUAAAAUGUUUUAUUUUGCAGUCGUUCGAUGCUCGCGCUUUCUUCUCUGCCAUCAGGUUUUGAUAGAAAGGGGCUGUUUUAGGGAAAGGGCUCCUUAUGUACAUUUUGAUUAUCUGAGUUAAGGGUUGGGAGGUUCAUAAAAGUGUCUGUUUACCAAUGUAAUAUUUGUAUGUAAGAUACAUAAGAUUCAGAACUAAUAAACCAUAAUAAGUUC
Molecule: messenger RNA, 5583 nt
Organism: Eleginops maclovinus (Patagonian blennie)
Lineage: Eukaryota; Metazoa; Chordata; Actinopteri; Perciformes; Eleginopidae
Gene: oga
Product: O-GlcNAcase
Exons: 19
Coding region: 381-3203 (940 amino acids)
Biological process (GO): glycoprotein metabolic process
Molecular function (GO): beta-N-acetylglucosaminidase activity
Source: RefSeq, a predicted model, not a curated record